This is a messenger RNA of Neurospora crassa OR74A, 2166 nucleotides long. RefSeq names its product major facilitator family transporter. The coding region runs from base 338 to 2029 and encodes 563 amino acids. The record is from RefSeq and is a predicted model, not a curated record. Gene Ontology annotation, biological process: transmembrane transport. The transcript is spliced from 4 exons. NCBI's taxonomy places the organism in Eukaryota, Fungi, Ascomycota, Sordariomycetes, Sordariales, Sordariaceae. Gene Ontology annotation, molecular function: transmembrane transporter activity.
CUGCAGUGCCCUUGACAACCCCAACCCCCCUACACUACCUCUAGACCCCCACGGACGAUCUCCCCAACCCGCCAACAACGUCAGUCAUCUCUUCCUUUCCACUUUGCUGCGUCUUGAUCUCGGAAGACGUGAUGCUGUGCUUCACCAGUUCUGCAGUGACAACGUUGCUCUCCUCACGGAGUUGGCACGUUAACGAAAGGACCUGGAGUAUCUGGAGUUGGGCGGGUUUCCUUUUUCCUUUUCUCCCUCCCCCUCCUCCCAGUCGUCCCUCUCAAUUCGGCCUUCCUAAAACUUCCCGAGCCAUUGGCAAUAAUUCGAGAAUCACUCGGUGAUUUCAAUGUCUCGGUAUCAAAAUGGUCAGCAGCUGGAAGCUACCUCAACACAUAUUCCGAUUCAUCAUCAUUCAAGCAGAGAAGGGUCUUUGACAACCAACACCAACGACAAUGAUCCCCGCCUAAAGAAACAGGAAGGCGAAAAGCCCCCGGUGUUGGAUACGCAUGGAGAUGCUCAGUCGUCAGGGAUAUCAUUACCUCAAUUCGCCCAGGUAGACGGCGUUGAUGAGAGUACAUCAACGCUGGAUAGAUUUCCAUGGAAAAGCCGGCUCUCGACACUCUGGCACUGGAAACCCGAAGCGGCUAGGUAUGACCCCGACAACCCUCCCAAGUUUACAAUAUGGAUGAACAUCCUGUUCGGGUUUGCAUCAUGCUUCACCGUAUCCAACCUGUACUACAACCAAGCCGUGCUAAACAAGAUGGCAGAGACUUUCAAUGUCACCUUUGAAAAGGCCUCGUCGGUAGCCACGCUGAUGCAAGCCGGCUAUUGCAGCGGUUUGCUUUUCAUCUGUCCGCUUGGCGACAUCUUUCCCCGACGGCCAUUCAUACUUGGGUUGAUUGCCUUUACCGCUACCCUGUGGAUUCCCCUCUGCCUAACAACCUCCUUUCCCUCCUUUGCCGCCAUCUCCUUCCUCUGCGGCGCCACCACCGUCACCCCGCAACUCAUGCUCCCCCUAGUCGGCGACCUUGCGCCCCCUGCCCGCCGCGCCUCUUCGCUAGCCGUCAUCGUCUCCGGCCUCUCGCUCGGCGUCCUUCUCGCCCGCACCUUGGCCGGCGUGCUAGCCAGCUUUACCUCCUGGCGCAACAUCUACUGGUUCGGCUUAGGCGUGCAAUGGCUCGUCUUUGCGCUGCUCUACGUCUGGAUGCCCGAUUACCCCUCCAAAAACCCAGACACAAAGUUCAACUAUUUUAAAAUGCCGUGGCAGAUUGCCCAACUGCUGGCCACCGAGCCGUUGCUGUUACAGGCGGCGCUGGUGGCCUUUCUGCACAGCGGGAUUUUCACAAGUUACUGGACGACGUUGAGUUUCCUGCUGAGCAGUCCGCCGUACGAGUACUCGUCGAUGGUGAUUGGGUUGUUUGGGUUGAUUGGUGUGGUGGUGAUUGUGUGCGCGCCGAUUUACUCGCGGCUCAUAAUCGAUCGGUUGGUGCCGCUGGUGUCUGCGAUCAUGGGCCUGGUGGUCGAGACGGUGGGUGUGGUGGUGGGCACGUCGGUCGGCAGCUUCAACGUCGCAGGUCCCGUGGUGCAGGCUAUCAUGAUUGAUUUGGGCGGACAGUUUACGCAGAUUGCGAUGAGAAGUUCGAUUUAUGGUAUUCAGCCGUUGGCGAGAAACCGGGUCAAUACGGCGUAUAUGGUGGUCAGCUUUGCUGGGCAGUUGACGGGGACGGCGGUGGGGAAUAGGCUAUAUGCCCAGGGUGGGUGGGUGUACAGUGGUGCUUGUGGGAUUGCCUUUGGCGGGUUUGCGUUGAUUAUCUGCCUUGUCAGAGGACCAAGAGAAAAAGGGUGGGUUGGCUGGUCAGGGGGUUGGACUUGCCGGAGAGAGGACUUGGCGCUGAAGAAGAGUGAGAUGGCAACGGAACAGGCACUCGAGGAAGCCGGUGCAGUUGGUGAAGGCGGCGAAGACGUUCGACGUGACGUUCAGUCUGCCAGUGCAUCCAAUGGUGGGAAUCUUACAAGUGAUGGCAAGAACCAACAAUGAUUGUUAGUGUUCAUGUGGGCUUUUGGCCGAGUUACCCAUCUAUGUUCUGUCUAUUUUCUCAGACUACGCACACGUCAAUUCUGCAAACCUACGUCGGGCAAAUGCCCGAAGCACAUAUACCAUUUAUUACUACAAAG